AUGGAGCGGGAUUCGGAGGAGAACGUGGGUGAAGCUGCUCUAAGUGAGCGGAGUGUUAGAAAGGCAACGUCCAUUAUUAAGGAUCUCCUGCACCCAGUCCACGUUCUUUUCUCAGUGUUACCAUCAGAUAAAUCUGUGGAGGAACCAUAUGAACAAUUCAGAUCCCAUUUACAGUUUAACGCUUCUACUGGCUGUCUGCUGGUAGACAGGAUAAAACCUGAGGAUCAAGGUGUUUAUAAUUUUGAUGUAGAUGAGAGAAGAACAACUACAGUAGAAUUGCUUCUCUUCUAUGAGCUGUCGAAAACUUUGAUAAGGAGCUAUAGUACCCCCGGUUACACCAUCCAACUCACCUGUGAGGUUGAUGGAAAUCCUCAGAAAAAUGAAUGGCUGAGAAAUGGAGGGAAAAUCUCCCAUCGUCACUGGUUAAUUAAAGGAAACACAAGCCUUGUCAUCUUGACUCACCUGACAGGUGAAUGUGGAACAUACACCUGUGUUGCCUCCAAUCCUGUCAGCUCUGACCAGGCAAAUUACACCAUAAAUCUCCCAGGUAUUUCCAGUGAAGACUCUAUAAUUAUUAUUGCAUCGAUCUCCGGGCUGGUAUUUUCUUUGGUAUGUCUUGGUGGAUCAUUGCUUCUGUGGUGUUUGGAGAAGAAAUCAAAGCGAGCGUCUUUGAGCUUGAUGAUUUGCAGAGUUCUAUUUCUUGCUGCUACCUUUGUUGCACUUGCCUCCUGGAUUGGGAUUAAAGGUGCCAACUUCAUCCCCACUAUUGCAUUAUGCAUGGUGGGUGUUCAUCUUCUGGCCAUUGUUGCAUCUGUUGCCAUUCAGAAGUCCAGCUGCUUGUUUACUGAGGAAUUCCAAGAAAAGAAAGAUUCUCAUCCUUCCACUUGCUUGAAUGAUAUGAUUGUGAUCCUCAUUUUGGUCACUAUUUUGAUGGAGGAGAUUCAGCAAAGCAAACAAAGUUGUCACACCAGCAUUUAUAAAUGGACUGUACCUACUGCGCUGAUAGUCAGCGGUGUUACAGUCAUCUCUAUGUUCCUUGCAACGUAUCGCUUGUUGAUCUUGAACGCUGUGCAGUUACACAACAGCAAUGUCCACCCUUCAAUACCGAUUGUCUAUGCAGUACACAUGAAGGAACGCUACUGGAAUUUGGAAGUCUUGCUGAAGCACAGACAGUACAGCAAUUGUAGGAUAAUGUAAUUGGUGGAAAUGUACAGGAUUCACAACCACGAACAUUGGGUUGGGAUUUACUUUCAGAGGUUUGUCUGACGUGAUGAGGUAAUUAUAUACAGGACCUUUAAUGUGCUUUGUAUUCAGAUUUUUGAUGUUGAAUAAAUGGA
This is a messenger RNA of Mobula hypostoma (lesser devil ray), 1337 nucleotides long. RefSeq lists its product as uncharacterized. Gene Ontology annotation, cellular component: plasma membrane; axon. Gene Ontology annotation, molecular function: cell-cell adhesion mediator activity. The transcript has 10 exons. NCBI's taxonomy places the organism in Eukaryota, Metazoa, Chordata, Chondrichthyes, Myliobatiformes, Myliobatidae. The record is from RefSeq and is a predicted model, not a curated record. Bases 1 to 1197 code for a protein of 398 amino acids. Gene Ontology annotation, biological process: axon guidance; dendrite self-avoidance; homophilic cell-cell adhesion.